AUGGAGAGUCGGCAGCACAACGCCACCAAGGAGCCUGAGAUCGAGCUGUUUGUGAAGGCUGGUCUGGAUGGAGAAAACAUCGGAAACUGCCCCUUCUGCCAGCGCCUCUUCAUGGUGCUGUGGCUCAAGGGGGUCAAGUUCAAUGUCACCACGGUGGACAUGACCAGGAAACCUGAAGAGUUGAAAGAUUUAGCGCCGGGCACCAACCCACCCUUCUUGCUGUUCAACAGGGAGCUGAAAACAGACUUCAUUAAGAUUGAGGAGUUCCUGGAGCAGACCCUGGGCCCACCCACGUAUCCGCACCUGAGCCCCAAGUACAAGGAGUCCUUCGACGUGGGGAGCGACAUCUUUGCCAAGUUCUCGGCGUACAUCAAGAACCCACGCAAGGAAGCAAAUAUCAAUUUCGAGAAGGCCCUGCUGCGGGAGUUUCAGCGGCUGGAUGUCUACCUAAACACUCCUCUCCCUGAGGAGAUUGACCAGGACAGCGUGGAGGACAUCACUGUCUCCAAGAGGAAAUUCCUGGACGGAGACCACCUGACGCUGGCUGACUGCAACCUCCUGCCCAAACUGCAUAUCAUCAAGAUCGCAGCCAAAAAGUACCGCGACUUCGAGAUCCCAGCGGACAUGACAGGCGUCUGGCGCUACCUCACCAACGCCUACGCCUGCGAUGAGUUCAGCCACACGUGUCCCGCGGAUGAGGAGAUAGAGCACACGUACGCCAGCGUUGCCAGGAAGAUGACCUAA
Messenger RNA from Leptosomus discolor (cuckoo roller), 744 nucleotides. Its product is annotated as CLIC family member 2. The record is from RefSeq and is a predicted model, not a curated record. NCBI's taxonomy places the organism in Eukaryota, Metazoa, Chordata, Aves, Leptosomiformes, Leptosomidae. Gene Ontology annotation, biological process: negative regulation of ryanodine-sensitive calcium-release channel activity; chloride transmembrane transport. Gene Ontology annotation, molecular function: chloride channel activity.